GGACAGCCAACAGGAGGACAGGGGAUAUUUAGUCAUCGAACGUUGAUCAUUCUGUUUUUCCAACCACUUGAACUUAAAGUGUUUGGGUCAAAUAGAGACAGUGAAUGGUGAAUUAUGAUACAUGAACAUUAAAUAAAUAUGGUGUAAUAUUAUUUGUGAAAAAAUAAUGCCGCUGCGUAAAAUUUCAAUCAAGGAUAUUAUGAAAGAUCAUGGGCUAAAAGAUGAAGAGGAGACAACGGACGCUAGGGAAGAACGUCGAACGACUGGAAGAGCAGUAGCCACUGUGAUUGCUUUAGGUUUGAUAGGUUUGGCAAUUUAUCAUGCCUGGAUCAGGAGAACGGUAGUAGUUGCUGGUAUUAUUGUUCCUGCCCUCAUCAUGGUUCUCUAUACUGCCUGGGUUUUAUAUACAGCAAGAAAAGACAAAGCAAGAGCCAGAAAGUUGCAAAUGCAGCGAGAAGCUAUUUUGAAAGAAGUUAUUAGCGCAGUUCCCAAUAUCAGUGUUACAGAAUUUGAUAAAGAAGAAGCUUUAGCAACAAAUGAUCAGAAAUCAGAAAAUGUGAAUAAUGAUAUACAAACACCAGAAAUUGCAUUUCAUCCAGCAAUUUUACAAAAUGAACUCAAAGAACCAAAUCUGCAGACUAGAGCUAAUUUUGGACGAUCUAUAUCUGUAAUUUAA
This is a messenger RNA of Ctenocephalides felis (cat flea), 676 nucleotides long. RefSeq lists its product as uncharacterized. The record is from RefSeq and is a predicted model, not a curated record. NCBI's taxonomy places the organism in Eukaryota, Metazoa, Arthropoda, Insecta, Siphonaptera, Pulicidae. Bases 167 to 676 code for a protein of 169 amino acids. The transcript has 3 exons.